AUGGCGGCUCCACACCAGCUCAUCGCGGCGGGCUUGGCCGAGGGCGACUUCCUGGCUGUCCGAUACAGAGUGGGUGGCCGGCGCCUUUGGCACCGCCGCCUGGUAGUGGCGCUCGUGCCCGGCGGGGCCACCGUUGCGGGCAUCAUGACUCCCGACCUCGAUGAGUACGACGAGGACGUGGCCGACCAGGCGAAUAUCGCAGAGUGGACGAUGCUCCCGCUUGGCACGAUCGGGCCUGCUGCUCCGGCUAUGGGUAACGACGACGUCUACGACUUCAGGCACAUCCCGUUGCAAGCCGCGGUGGAUGCAGCUCGAACCGCAGCAUACGCGAGAAGGGGGGCGGUGCCGGUCGGGCCCAUCGUGGUCAACCUCGCCGGGCGCGUGGGGGCCGGCGCUCCUGUGGGCGCAGCACCCCCUGCGGCUGGCGGCGCGGCGGCUGCGGCGGCUGGGGGCCCUGGCGGCGGCGGCGGCCUCGCGGGGCUGGUGGCGGCCCUUGGCGGCCCUGCGGGCGGCCCGGCCGUUGCGGCGGCCGCCCCAGCGGCCCUGGUGCCCGUGGCAGCGCCCGCCGCCCCUGCCGCCGGCGCGGGCGCCCCGCCAGCCGGGCCUGGGGCCGCGGCGGCCAUCCCUGGCGCGCCCGUCGCGCCCGCCGCCCUGGCAGCGCCCGGCGCGCCCGCGGCCGCGGCUGCAGCUCCCGCGGCGGGCGCCCCGGCGGCCCCGGCUGUGGCUGGACCUGGCGGCGACGCCCGGAUCUUCGGCGUGGUGGUCGAUGCGCGCGGGGUCCGUCAUGUGGACUUCCGCACCGCAGUCACCCGGAUGACCGAGCUCCCCUGGCCAGACUGGCCCGUGCGAGGGCCGCGCACGUUGCGGUGGGUGGCAGAGUUCAUGGCGCAGCGGAGCGGCACGCCGACGGCGCAUCAUCAGAGGUGGCUGGCGGAGACGGGCCUUGACCCCGCCGAUCCAGGAGUGGAGAUCCACCAGACGGGCUGCGUCAUCCUCGAGACGGUGCAGGAAGAGAAGUACCGGUUUCUCGUUGAGCCAGACGAUGCCUCGGCUGCUGACAGGUCGGCCAUGAUGGGGACGUCGCAGCUCGCGGGCUCUGCGUGUGUCUGCCCCGCCCUUCGCGACUAUCUCGCAUCGGAGUUGCAGAAAGAGAUGGCAGUUGCGAAGGAGCGGAGGAAGGCUCCGGUGCCGCAGGCGGCGAUGCCUAGCUUGCCGGAGGGCGGUCGGCUUGGCCCGCCGCCGCCCUCGCUCCUCCAGGCCUCCGCGGGCGCCAACAGCGCUGCCCGCGCUUCGGGCGAGGCCGGGCCCCCUUCGCGUGAAGACGGUCGCCAGCGCAACCUCUUCCUGCUGCCGCAGCUCACAGCAGCCGACGCGGCGCCUGGCCCCUCUCGCACCCGGCGGCGCGCUCGGGCGGGCCACGCCCUCGGGCACGCGCUCGACCGGGCCAGCGCUGCCAUGCAUGCACUGAAUUACCUAUACGGCGACAAGUCCUCGCCCGAGUCGGCCGUUCCGACAGCUGGGCAGCGCUGCGCCGUCGGUCACAUCUGGGACACCGCUGCCGCCCUCGGCCCCGAGCCGGACGAGUGCCGCGACGACGUGUCCGACCCCAACGGGGCCCUCCGGGAGCUCCUUGCUGGGUCCGCGCUGCACCCUGACGGCAGCGGGCCCACCACUCCCUACGUGCCAGACCUCGUCUCAUGGCCCGAUGUGUCCCAGCCCCCAGCGCCGCUCCUUGGGCUGCUUGGAGAGCGGGGCGCCGCCGCGCUGCAGGCUGGCGACGUUCGCCUCAGCAUCGGCUCCGCCGACCUGGACGUCGCUUUCUACCACGUGCAGGUGCCUGCUGGGAUGGAGGAGUUCUUCACCUUGCCUCCGAUCCCUGCAAAGUAUUUGAUGCCCUUCGGAUGCGUGGAGGCCGGCACGGGGGGUGACGACCUCCUGCCCCCGCAAGUGGCGGUGCCCCCGAUGGGCUUCAGCUGGGCCCUGCACCUGCGCCAGACGGUGCUGCAGACAUCCCUGUGCCGAGCCGGCUUCUCGCCCGAGAACCUGAUCCUUGACGGCCAUAGCGGCUGCCAGCUCUCUGGCGACCCAUCCUCGGUCGUGGGCGCCGGCUACGUGGACAACUACUUCGUCCUUGGCGGCUCCCCAAAGCACGUGGGCGAGCAGCUGCAGGCUAUCACCGACGACCUCCAACGGCAUGGGCUCGCAGUUCAUGACGUCGAGGAGCCCUUCCAGGACUGCGACUUCCUGGGGCCGUCGCUGCGCGAGGGGCGCUGGCUCAGCCUUCGGACUCGCAACAUCUGGCGCCUCCGCGCGGCCAUCCGCGGCGCCCUGCGCCGCCAGCUGAUCAGCGGGUUCCUGUUGCGGGUGCUCACCGGCCACAUCACGUGGGCCCUUCUGCUUCGACGAGAGAUGCUGUGCGUGCUGGGGGCGACCUACGCAUUCGUUCAGGCCACCGGGCCCACGGCGGCGCCCCUGUGGCCUGCGGCGCGACAGGAGCUCCAGCUAAUUCACGACCUGCUGCCCCUUUGCACGGCCGACCUGGGCGCCCCCUGGCACGGGCGCGUCGCGUGUGCAGACGCCUCUCCGUGGGGACUGGGUGUCGUUGCUCGCCGCGCCCCAAAGGACCUCGUGGGCGCCACAGGAGUGUCGGAGGAGACUGACGCCGCCGCCGACCUCGGCUACCCCCCCUCGCUCGACAGCUCGGACAACGCGAACGUCAAUCCCGGGGGGAAGGGGGCGCAGGACGAGCUGGGGCGUUCGGUGCUCGAUCCUCGCCCGCCCGUCGACUUCGAGGAGGUCCCCGCGCAUUUCAUUCGGGAGUCGGCCUGGGGCUCGGUCGCCGCGGUCUUCGUCGACGGUCAGGCCAACAUCUUGGCCUUGGAGGGGGAGGCUCUCGUUCUUGGGUAUCGCCAUCUGUUACGGUCCACGUCUUCGUUCGGGCCCCGGUUCUUCGCCCUCUCCGACAACCUGCCCUUGGUCCUGUCGGUCGGGAAGGGCCGGGCUCGCAGCAGGCACCUCCAGUGCACCCUUCGCAAGAUCUGCGCGCUCUCCGUGGCCACUGGCUCUACCCUGUCUGUCAGGUGGAUCCCGUCGGAGGCGAAUCCCGCCGACGGGCGCAGUCGCGGGCGCGCUGGCUGGUUCUCCGGCAGUCGGCCGGCGCCGGCACUGCCGGGCGUGGGGCUGCUGGAUCACGCGGCUGCACUGGAGCUUGCAGCUGCUGCGGCGCCGGUCCUGGGGCUCUCGCUGCUGGAGCGGCUGCCGGUGCGGCCCUCGACCGAGAAGCUCUACCGGGGGGCGCUGUCGGCCUUCGCGAGCUUCUGCGCAAGGCACCGCCUGGACUGGACAGACCAUGCCAGCCUCGACUCGGUCCUCGUGCAGUACAUGGACAGCGAGUUCCUCCUCGGCGGCGGCGGGAACAUGGGGAACGUGCUCCUGGCGGCGGUCGCCCACUUUCUCGGCUCGCUCCACAAGCGAGCGGCGACGCAGCUGCCGAGGGCGCACCGCGCGGCUGCAGCCUGGGCCCGGCGGGCGCCGGGCCGCACGCGCCUCCCGCUGCCGCGGCGAGUCGUGUUUGCCAUCGCGGGCGUCCUCCUGCGAGACGGGCACUCCCGGCUCGCCAUCUGCAUCCUCGUCAUGUUUGCGUGCUACCUCAGGCCCGGGGAGGCGGCGAAGCUGCGCCGGCGCCACUUGAUAGCGCCUUCUGCCUCCGCGGGGACGCUCUACCAGUACUUCGGGCUGCUCCUGCACGAGAGCGGCAAGGACCCAGGCAAGACGGGCGUGAACGACGAGAGCAUCCUCUUCGACCGCGAGGGCUGGCUCGCCCCCCUGCUGGCGGCCUUGAAGCUCAGCACCCUGCCCGACCAGCCGUUGCGGGGGGAGACGAUCGCGCAGCUGCCGAAGCUCUUCGACAGCGCCUGCCGGGAGCUGUCGCUGGAACGCCUCCGACCGCACUUAUACAGCUUGCGUCACGGCGGAGCCUCGGGCGACAUGCUGUCGCAACGGAGGUCUCUGCCAGAGAUUCAGAGGCGCGGGCGACGGCGGUCCGCGAAGAGUCUCAACCGCCACACCAAGGAGACAAAGCUGCUGGACGAGCUCGCCUGGAUCCCUCCAGCUGCCCUGGAGCUCGGGGCUUUCGUCGAGGACAAUUUGAUGGCGCUCGUCGAGGGCUCCCUCUCCACGCUGCUGGCGACUGGCCGCGUGCCGGCCGGGGCCGCCGGCCUGCUCG
This is a messenger RNA of Prorocentrum cordatum, 4225 nucleotides long. The record is from the annotation of a GenBank genome assembly. Lineage: Eukaryota; Dinophyceae; Prorocentrales; Prorocentraceae.